AUGGACGUGGACAUGAAGACCAAAGAAGACGCGACAAACCUCGACCUUGUCGACGAGAAGCCACGGGACAGAGAUAACGGGAGUAGUCGAAAGGACCGUGACUAUGACCGCGACAAGGACAGAGAUCGCGAGCGCGACCGUGAGCGUGAUAGAGACCGAGACAGAGACAGAGACCGCGAUAGGGAUAGUAAGCGUUCUGGCCGCAGCCGUCGUUCAGACCACUGGGAGCCUGAGGGCAGAGGAGAUCGUCGAAAGCGCUCCCGGUCACGCUCUCGCUCUCGUCGUCGUUCUGCUUCACCAAGAAGACGUGGCGGCAAACGGUCACGUUCUCGCAGCAGGUCAAGGAGUCGCUCUCGGUCUCGCAGCCGGGGUGGGGGCGGCUCCUUUGCCCGCUCGCUUGGUGGGCCAAUGAACGCCGACCACGAAGAAGCGGUCGAGUUCAGCAAGAUCAGCAAGAGAGAAAACCGUGUCUAUGUUGGCAACCUCAGCUACGAGGUCCGCUACCGCGAUCUGAUGGAAUUCAUGAGGGGAGCUGGAGAGGUUCUCUUCGCCGAAGUCCUCAUUACGCCUACCGGGGUUUCAAAAGGAUGCGGAAUUGUCGAGUUCGCCUCCCAAGAAGAUGCUCAACGUGCCGUUCGUGAAUUAUCUGAGGUUUCGCUGCUUGGUCGCCCUGUAUUUAUUCGCGAGGAUCGCGAGGCUGAGUCUCGUUUUGGCGCUACACCCGUUCCUGGAAAAAUCGGGGCUGCUAUGGCGGGUCAGGGACUUCACAGUGCUCCUCCACCUCGGCCUCCGUCUCACAACUUCUACGGCGGGGGCCAAUCGAAUCCUGGUAACCAGCUCUAUGUUGGAAAUCUACCCUAUCAAGCUGGCUGGCAAGACCUAAAAGAUCUUUUCCGUGUGGCUGGCAACAUUAUUCGUGCCGACAUCAAUCUUGGUGCUGAUGGUCGGCCAAAAGGCUCGGGCACUGUUGUCUUUGAGACCGCAAAAGAUGCUCAAGCCGCUAUUAACAUGUACCACGGGCAAGACUGGUAUGGUCGUACCCUCGAAGUUCGAGAGGACCGUUAUGCGGGUCUUUCCGGCGGUGGGGGAUUCCGUGGCGGUCUACGUGGAGCUCGUGGCCUUGGAGGACGUGGCCUAGGCGGACGUGGAUUUGGCAGUCGCGGAUUCGGUGGUCGCGGAGGCGGUUUUGGUGGCAGCACUGGCCGCGACUUUUCCAACCAAGACAUUUAUGCUGACUAUACCGGACCUGAUCAUGGCGGAGCUGCAAACUCGUAUAGUGGCGGCGGCGGCGGAUUCAACGCUGGGUUCGGUGGAGGCCAAGGAGGUGCAGGGGGUGGCUUCCAGGAAGAACCGAGUCAGCAGAUUAUGGUGCGGAAUUUACCUUGGUCGACUGCAAACGAAGACCUUGUCGAGCUUUUCGAGACGACGGGACAGGUAGAGCUUGCGGAGAUUUUGUUUGACGGAACUCGGUCCAAAGGUUGCGGCGUUGUGCAGUUUGCGCAAGUCAGUGAGGCGGAAACUGCAAUCGCCAAAUUCCAGCACUAUAUGUACGGUGGUCGUCCCUUGGAUGUCCGCUUCAAUGACCGUUGGCAUACGUUUACCCCGACCGCAGCCAAGGGUGGUCAGGUGGGGCAGCCCGAGAUGAUGUGA
Molecule: messenger RNA, 1650 nt
Organism: Mycena indigotica
Lineage: Eukaryota; Fungi; Basidiomycota; Agaricomycetes; Agaricales; Mycenaceae
Exons: 12
Coding region: 1-1650 (549 amino acids)
Cellular component (GO): nucleus; cytoplasm
Molecular function (GO): mRNA binding
Source: RefSeq, a predicted model, not a curated record